AUGAAGCAGAAGACGCAGAGCUCUCUGCUGAAUUUCUUCAGUCCUCCGUCAUCAGAAGGAGGCUCCAAGAAGAAAGCAGGUACCAAAUCGGAGACUAAGCUGGGCUCCACCCGCAAAAAGAUCGAGUUCUCGCCCAAGCUCAAGCGCAAUCCCGCGGCGAAGGAGAAAGAGGCCGCACAUGUGGAGAUGGAGGACGUAGACAAAGCGUCAGGCGUGGGAUCGAAACGCAAGGCGUACGAGGAUUUCCUAGGCACGAGCUCCGAGGAGGACGAACCCAUAAAGACGAGUAAAACGACGAAAGAGGAAAAGCCGAAGAAACGAGCCGGUAAAAUUGUCAUUGAAGACGACGACGACUCCGACGACGAGCCUGCAGCACCAGCUUCUCGUCGUAAGAGCAAGGCAACCACUCGAAACGUUGUAGAGGAAUGGGAGCAAGAUUCGCCCGAGGAGCGAGGUGACGGGGAGGAGUCGGAGUUUAGUGGCGCCGAGGAAGAACUUUCAGAUGACGACAUUGAUGAUCUGGUGGAUGAAGAGUCCGAAGAAGAAUCCAAGCCACCGAAGAAGCGGCGAAAGAGUGCUCCUGCAGCGACCAAGACGAAAAAAGUAGCAUCAAAAUCCUUUCUGUCUCCUCCACCAGCAGCGAAGAAGAAGUGGGGAAACUCGACGCCUACGUCAAGCACCAAAAAGUCUGCACCACUAGCUGAUGGCCCCGCCUUGCCCAGUUCUGUGGCUGGAGCUGGCAACCACAUUCAUGAUUCGCUGCCGUGGCUGCACGAAGAACGGCGUGAUAUUAAUGGCAACACACCAGACUCUCCUGACUACGAUCCACGCACUCUGAAGAUUCCUCCGGAGUUUGUGAAGAAGGAAACUCCAGCCAUGGUGCAGUGGUGGGAAGUCAAGUCUCGAAACAUGGACACUGUGCUGUUUUUCAAGGUGGGCAAGUUUUACGAAUUGUUCCACAUGGACGCUGACAUUGGCUUCAAGGAGCUGAACCUCAUCUACAUGAAGGGAGAUAAGGCACACUCAGGCUUCCCAGAGAUCGCGUACUCGAAAAUGUCGUCCCAGCUGGUUGCCAAGGGCUACAGAGUGGCUCGUGUGGAACAAACCGAAACUCCAGACAUGCUGAAGGUCAGGAACAGUUCGUUAGCGAAGAAGGCCAAAGUGGUUCGUCGUGAGGUGUGCUCUCUACUGUCCAUCGGUACGAACACUGUGAGUUUCCUGGAUGCUCCUAUCUCGUCUCAAGACCAAGUGUCCAAGUACCUUCUUGCACUGAAAGAAGCUUUUGACGCUACGCAGAAGUCUGUACGCUUUGGUGUGUGUAUGGUGGACUGCUCUACUGGUGCCUUUCAGCUCUCCGAGUUUGACGACACGGAGCAGCGAGACCGUUUAAAGACGAUGUUCGCCCAAUUUCACGUCGUGGAGAUCGUGACCGAGCGCUUCAACAUCUCUGACGAUACGAAGAUGGUGCUAAAGCACGCAGCACCUGGUGCGAUUCGCUCGUCACUGCGAGUGGGUAAAGAGUUCUGGGAUGCCUCGAAAACCAUCGAUGAAAUCGAACGCGCGGGGUAUUUCAAGGAGCAUGGAUGGCCAGGUGCAGUACUGUAUUUCCUGGAAAUGGAUAAAGUCGUCAAGUCCGAGGGACAACUCGCAAUCAGCGCUCUGGGAGGCUGCAUCUGGCACCUGCGACGCUGUCUCAUCGACCACGAAUUGCUUUCUCUCUGCAAUUUUAAGAGGUACAAGCCUUCGGACGAAGAGGCUCGAGAAGCACGUGCAAACCGGGAAGCUAUGUCUGCUGCUAAGGCGGAGCUGAACCAGCAGUAUGUCGUGUUGGAUUCCCAGACGAUCCAGAACCUAGAAGUAUUAUGCAACAGCUUCAAUGGAUCGCGGUCGGGCGCUCUUAUCGAUAUCAUGGACAAGACUGUGACAAGCUUUGGUCGCCGCAUGUUCCAGGAGUGGGUGCUCAAGCCUUUAUGCAAGAUUGGCGAUAUUCAAGAGCGUCUCGACGCCGUUGAGGAACUGGGUACCAGUGGUGAUUUGAUGAUGGAGAUCCGCGAGUUUCUCCGUAAAUUACCGGACUUGGAGCGUCUGCUGUCGCGAAUCCACGCGCUGGGAUCUGCGUAUCGCUCGAAGGAACACCCGGACAGCCGUGCAAUUAUGUACGAGUCACAGAUAUACAACGUUCGCAAGAUCAAGGACUUUUUGGCUGUGCUCAACGGAUUUGACGAGGCAAUGAACCUUACGCUCGAGCUGGGUCCUCGUUUAUCGCAGUCUAACUCGCCGAUUUUGCAGUCGCUCUUGAAGAGAUACGCGAUCGAGGAUGGAGUUCAGCCGGACGUUAAUCGGGGACAUUUCCCCGAUCUUACAGAGAAGUUGGAGUUCUUUAAGCGCAGUUUCGACCAAGCUUCGGCCAAAAAGAGCGGUGUGAUCGUUCCUCAAGCCGGUAUAGACCCCGAAUUUGAUGCUGCUUGUGCUGAAAUCGCUGAGGUUGAAGCUGAGCUGGCGGAUUAUUUGAGUGAGCAGCGCAGUGCACUACGCUGUCGACAGAUUUCAUACUGGGGCAAGAAGAAGGAGGAUCGCUAUCAAUUGGAAGUUCCCGAGAGCGCAUUGUCGAAGCAGCCGAAAGAGUACGAGCUCAAGUCUCGCAAGAAAGGAUACAAGCGCUUUCACACGCCGACAAUUCGUGCGUUAUUGAAGCGAUUGGCUACCGCGGAGGAGCAGAAAGAAGAAGCACUCAAGGAUCAGACACGCCGCAUUUUCCACAAGUUUGACGAAGACUACAAGUAUUGGAUGAAGGCGGUGCAAUGUCUGGCGGUGUUGGACUGCUUAGUCAGUCUCGGCUUACUCAGCAGUCAGAGCGAAGGGUACACAAAGCCCGAAGUGGUGGCAGCAAGCGCUGCGAAUGAUGGAAAGCCUUUUAUUGACAUCGAAGAGGGCGUACACCCUUGCGUUGCAGCAACAUACGGCAGUGGCGAUUUCAUCCCGAACGAUGCACAACUGGGUAUUCAAGGCAAGGGCCAAAUGGUUCUCCUCAGUGGACCAAACAUGGGUGGAAAGUCGACUUUGCUGCGUCAAACGUGCGUCUUGACACUCAUGGCUCAGAUCGGCAGCUUCGUUCCUGCUGCAAAGUGCCGUCUUAGCCCCGUGGAUCGCAUUUUCACUCGAAUUGGCGCGUCCGACCGCAUCCUUGCGGGUCAAAGUACGCUCUUCGUGGAGUUGGCAGAGACAGCGACGAUCCUGAACCACGCGACUAGCCACUCGCUUGUCAUUUUGGACGAAUUGGGACGAGGAACGUCGACAUUCGACGGCACGGCCAUCGCAUAUUCAGUUGUGGAGCAUUUGCUGAGCGACAUCCAGUGCCGAACCAUGUUCGCAACUCAUUACCACUCGCUCGUUGAAGAGUACGUGGAAGACGACAGAGUAUCGCUGGGUCACAUGGGAUGUAUCGUCGACCCUGAGAACGAACGCAAGGUGACCUUCCUGUACAAGCUGGAGGACGGUAUGUGUCCCAAGAGCUAUGGUAUCAACGUGGCCAUGUUGGCCAAACUGCCGGACGAAGUGAUCGAAUGCGCUGCUAAGAAGUCGGAGCAGUUUGAACGCUCCUUGCAAGCCAAUUCGCACACGGAGCUGGAGAACAUUCGACUCGCUCAAAAGGUGCGAGAAGUGCUAGCAGAGGGUGAGGCGGGGAUAGACAAACUCAAGCAAUUAUGGGAGCAAGCACGUAAUGCAAUCCGAGCUUGA
Phytophthora infestans T30-4 is the source of this 3738-nucleotide messenger RNA. RefSeq names its product DNA mismatch repair protein Msh6, putative. Gene Ontology annotation, molecular function: ATP-dependent DNA damage sensor activity; mismatched DNA binding; ATP binding. Gene Ontology annotation, cellular component: nucleus; MutSalpha complex. The transcript is spliced from 2 exons. The coding region runs from base 1 to 3738 and encodes 1245 amino acids. The record is from RefSeq and is a predicted model, not a curated record. NCBI's taxonomy places the organism in Eukaryota, Oomycota, Peronosporomycetes, Peronosporales, Peronosporaceae. Gene Ontology annotation, biological process: mismatch repair.